This is a messenger RNA of Manihot esculenta (cassava), 2487 nucleotides long. RefSeq names its product long-chain-fatty-acid--AMP ligase FadD26. Bases 407 to 2359 code for a protein of 650 amino acids. NCBI's taxonomy places the organism in Eukaryota, Viridiplantae, Streptophyta, Magnoliopsida, Malpighiales, Euphorbiaceae. The record is from RefSeq and is a predicted model, not a curated record. Gene Ontology annotation, biological process: lipid biosynthetic process. The transcript has a single exon.
CAUCCAUUUAUUUUUAUAUAUCACUUUUUCUAAAAGUUAUUUCAUAAAAAAAUUGUUCAUUAAAAUGAGUUCAUUUAUCGCAUAUACAUAGGAAGAAAGCCAAAAGCCAAACAAAACCUUGUUAGACGGCUGGAUAUCCAAAAUUUCUGGGAAUAAUUCAUUCUUCACAUCGCCUAAUCGAAUAUUACACCUACAAAACAAAACAUCGAUUGACUAUUUUCUAAUGUGAGUUUAGCUUUGGAUUAGAGUCGCAUAUUCUAUUCGCAUAUCUCUUUAUCCUCGUAUCUUCUUCUUGUUUUCUCCAAUAAACAUCACUUCAUCGUUUUUUAAUCUUUCUUACACCCUUCCUAUAAAAAUCGCCAAACGACGUAAUAAUUGCUAACCAAAAUCUUCUCAUUUCAGCAACAUGAACUACGAGAAUUAUGAUCCUUCUUUCCCUGACCAGCCAGUGGUCGACCUUUAUCUCCCUGUUUGGGCUAGACUCCCGUCCUUCUCGUCCAAACCAGCCUUCAUCUGGGCUGAAGAUGGGUCUAGUGGUGCAACCAAGGCUUCAGUUCUUACCUAUUCUCAGCUCAAUGAUUCAACUCAGUUGAUUUCUAAUCAGUUACAUGAGCUCUUGCCUAGAGGCAACACUGUUAUCGUUUUAAGCCCACCUGGUCUUGAGCUCGUUGAGGUCAUCUUUGGGUGUCAAAGAGCUGGCCUUUUGAGCGUACCCAUCUUUCCACCUGAUCCUUCUUUCGCUAAUGGAAACUAUCACCAUCUUGUUAGAGUUCUUUCCCAAACAAAGCCUAAAGUUGCCAUAGCUGACCAGGAUUAUAUUGCUAGUGUUCAACGGUAUCUCUCCUCAUCCUCUAGCAAUCAGAAGCUUAGUGAAUUGUUGCAGAAGCUCAUCUGGAUUUCUACUUGUGAUCUCAAAGGUAAAAAAGUUGGUUUAAGUAUGGAUUCUUCGUCGUAUAAUGGUUGUAGGCCAAAUGAAGUGUACUUGAUUCAGUACACUUCUGGUGCUACUGGGAUUCCAAAACCAGUGCUGGUGACUGCAGGAUCAGCUACUCACAACGUAAGAGUCGCGAGGAAAGCUUACGAUCUUCAUCCAAACAGUGUGAUAGUCUCUUGGUUGCCUCAGUACCAUGACUGUGGCCUUCAGUUUUUGUUGCUUACUGUUGUAUCUGGGGCUACAUGUGUAUUAACUUCACCUGGAGAGUUUAUUACCAGGCCACGGCUAUGGCUGGAGCUGAUCUCAGAGUUCAAAGCUACCUGCACUCCAGUUCCAUCCUUCACAUUGCCACUUGUUGUCAAGCGUGGUGGGGUUGAACAGGGAACUCGACCUGUAACUCUAUGGAGUUUGAAAAACUUGAUCAUCAUCAACGAGCCAAUUUAUAAGGCACCAGUUGAAGAGUUCAUUGACGUGUUUAAGCCUUUUGGGCUUGACCCAUCAUGCAUUUCCCCAUCUUACGGCUUAGCAGAGAACUGCACAUUCGUUUCAACAGCGUGGCGAUGCAAUGGCAACUUUGGUAGUUUUCCAUCUUACAACAAGCUCUUACCGAGUGCAAGGCUCAGUUGUCAACAUGAACAAGAUGAUGAGGACAUGGACAUCAUAGUUGUAAACGAAGACACACAUGAAACAGUUCCGGAUGGGAUCGAAGGUGAGAUUUGGAUCUCAUCACCAAGCAAUUGUUCUGGUUACCUUGGCCACCCAUCUUUAACUCGCGAGAUAUUCCAAGCGAGACUCAGAAACAAGGUGAGCAGAUGCUUUGUCCGCACCGGCGACAGAGGAAUCGUGGGAGGAGAAGAACGAUUUCUAUAUAUUACAGGACGAUGUUCAGAUGUUAUAAGACUCCGAAAUGGCCAAGAAAAACACCCUCACUACAUAGAAACAGCGGCUUAUAAUUGUUAUCCAGAUUUUCUCAGAGGAGGUUGCCUCGCUGCAAUCCAGAUUUCAGACAAGGUAGCUCUUGUUGCAGAGACACAAAGAAGAGAAAAUAAUGUUAGUGUCUUGAGGCAAAUAUGUGAAGGAAUAAAAAAAGGUGUUAUGGAUGAAGAAAGAGUUGAAAUCGGGCUGAUUGUUCUUGUAAAGAGUGGAAAUCUUCCGAAGACAACUUCAGGAAAAAUUCAAAGAUGGGCAACCAAAGAAAAGCUUGUUGGAGGCAAAAUGAGCAUAAUUAUGGAGAUGUUAUUUGACAAUAACAAUAAUAAUUGUAAUAACAUUAGCUUGUCGUCUUCGUCUGGACAGUUGCUCCAAGCAAAUAAGAGUAUGGAGGAAGCAGGAAAUGCAAGAACAUUGAUGGCCGAAGGGAGAGAAGAGAUCUCUCUAACGCUUUCAAACGCAGCAACUCGUCCCUCCUUGCUGUCACUUUUGUGAGAGCGACAUUCAUAUAUUUCUGCAUAUUUCCAGGGAAUAGCUUAAUUUGAUUACGAGAAGUCACUUCCCCACGGUUAGAAGAAGAAGUAAGCUAUUGUUUGCGAAAAAUAUAAAAAAAAAAAAAAAUU